UGAAUGUAGUUUCGAUAUUUUGUUUUACAUUUCCGGUUUUCCGAAAAGUUCCAAUUGUACUUUUGUCCCAAAGUCUCUAAUAGUUUCCUGGCGCAGUUUGACAUUGAUCUAGAUAUUAAAUCAAAGGAAACGGACGAAGAAAUACAUCUGAAAGAAAUAGAAGAAAGGAAGGAUGAUGGUGGAGGGGGAGAACCAGAGAGGGGAGACCCUCAUACCCAGCGAGGGAGAGGGGUCUGGUGGACAGGAGGCCAUCCACAUGAAGGAGUCCGUUGUCGAGGACAACACAGAACCCGAUGAGGGUUCACGGAAGCCAACCACAGGACCAGUGGUUGUCACGGGAAACCAGAAAAUGCCCGCCAUCGAGAAACUGGAACAGGUUCGCAAAUGGAGCAUCACUACUUAUAAGUGUACUAAGCAGGUUCUGUCAGAGAAGAUGGGUCGUGGAUCCCGUACGGUCGACCCAGAACUCGAGGCCCGCAUCGACAUUCUCCGUGAUGACCGCCGCCGUUAUGAUCACGUGACCUGCCUGGCCCAGACACUCGCCACGCAGCUCGCCCAGGUCACACAGACGCAAAGGACUCUGGGCGAUGCCUUUACCGAACUCAGCCUCAAAACGCCGCCACUACACGUAGAGUUUGGUCUGAACGGGGACACCCAGCGGUUCCUGUCGAAGAGCGGAGAGGUCAUGGUCUCGGCUAUGAACUCUUUCACCUCCGAUAUGAACACACUGGUUAACAAAACUAUAGAGGACACCAUGGUUAACGUGAAACACUACGAGACAGCCAGGAUAGAAUAUGACGCGUACCGUUGUGACCUGGAGGACUUGAACCUGGGACCUCGAGACACCGCCACCCUCCCCAAACUAGAGCAGGCCCAGAGAACCUUCCAGAACCAGAGAGAGAAGUAUGAGAAGAGCCGAAACGACCUGUCAGUCAAACUCAAACUUCUGGAGGAGAAUAAGGUAAAGGUUCUCCAGCAUCAGUUGGUAUUGUUCCAUGGUGCUGUAGCCUCCAACAGCACCUCCAACCACCAGCACCUGGAGCUCAGCCUGCAGCAGGCAAGCACCAAGCUACCCAUGCCCGGUACGGAGCCUCCUUCCUGGCUAGAGGAGAGCUCAUCACCCCAAUAACCAUCCACCAUGUCUGGGGGCCCAUGAAACCUUCCAGUAUCUUAAUGCAAGUUGGGGCCUCUCAACUGCCACAUCUGUGGGACAAAACAGGGGGUAUUGUCGACACUCCUGUUCUCUUACCCUAUAUGUCCUAUAGGUUCUCCUCUUACCCUAUAGGUCCUCCUCUUACCCUAUAGAUCCUAUAGGUCCUCCUCUUACCCUAUAGAUCCUAUAGGUCCUCCUCUUACCCUAUAGAUCCUAUAGGUUCUUCUCUUACCCUAUAUGUCCUAUAGGUUCUCCUCUUACCCUAUAGGUUCUCCUCUUACCCUAUAGGUUCUCCUCUUACCCUAUAUGUCCUAUAGGUUCUCCUCUUACCCUAUAGGUUCUCCUCUUACCCUAUAGGUUCUCCUCUUACCCUAUAGGUUCUCCUCUUACCCUAUAUGUCCUAUAGGUUCUUCUCUUACCCUAUAGGCCCUAUAGGUUCUCCUCUUACCCUAUAGGUUCUCCUCUUACCCUAUAGGUUAUUCUCUUACCCUAUAGGUUCUCCUCUUACCCUAUAGGUUCUCCUCUUACCCUAUAGAACCUAUAGGUUAUUAUCUUACCCUAUAGGUUCUCCUCUUACCCUACAGAUUCUACUUUUACCCUAUAGGUUAUUCUCUUACCCUAUAGGUUCUCCUCUUAUCCGAUAGAUCCUAUAGGUUCUCAUCUUACCCUAUAGAUCCUAUAGGUUCUUCUCUUACCCUAUAGGUUCUCCUCUUACCCUAUAGGUUAUUCUCUUACCCUAUAGGUCCUAUAGGUUCUCCUCUUACCCUAUAGCUUCUGCUCUUGCCCUAUAGAACCUAUAGGUUCUCCUCUUACCCUAUAUCUUACCCUAUAGGUUCUCCUCUUACCCUACAGAUUCUACUUUUACCCUGUAGGUUAUUCUCUUACUCUAUAGGUUCUCCUCUUACCCGAUAGAUCCUAUAGGUUCUCCUCUUACCCUAUAGGUUCUCCUCUUACCCUAUAGGUUCUUCUCUUACCCUAUAUGUCCUAUAGGUUCUUCUCUUACACUAUAUGUCCUAUAGGUUCUUCUCUUACCCUAUAGGUCCUAUAGGUUCUCCUCUUACCCUAUAGCUUCUGCUCUUGCCCUAUAGAACCUAUAGGUCCUCCUCUUACCCUAUAGGUCCUAUAGGGCCUCCUCUUACCCUAUAGGUCCUAUAGGUUCUCCUCUUACCCUAUAGGUUCUCCUCUUACCCUAUAGGUUCUCCUCUUACCCUACAGAUUCUUCUCUUACCCUAUAGAUUCUCCUCUUACCCGCUAGAUCCUAUAGGUUCUCAUCUUACCCUAUAGGUCCUCCUCUUACCCUAUAGAUCCUAUAGGUUCUCCUCUUACCCUAUAGAUCCUAUAGGUUCUCCUCUUACCCUAUAUAUCCUAUAGGUUCUCCUCUUACCCUAUAGACCCUAUAGGUUCUCCUCCUUCUCCUUUUUCACUCUGUUCCUGCUACUUGACCAUAGACUGUUGUUCACUCUGUUUCUCCUACUUGACUAUAGACUGUUGUUCACUCUGUUUCUCCUACUUGACCAUAGACUGUUGUUCACUCUGUUUCUCCUACUUGACUAUAGACUGUUGUUCACUCUGUUUCUCCUACUUGACCAUAGACUGUUGUUCACUCUGUUUCUCCUACUUGACUAUAGACUGUUGUUCACUCUGUUUCUCCUACUUGACCAUAGACUGUUGUUCACUCUGUUUCUCCUACUUGACUAUAG
Oncorhynchus nerka (sockeye salmon) is the source of this 2853-nucleotide messenger RNA. Its product is annotated as arfaptin-1-like. Lineage: Eukaryota; Metazoa; Chordata; Actinopteri; Salmoniformes; Salmonidae. Gene Ontology annotation, cellular component: trans-Golgi network membrane. The transcript has 8 exons. The coding region runs from base 173 to 1129 and encodes 318 amino acids. The record is from RefSeq and is a predicted model, not a curated record. Gene Ontology annotation, molecular function: protein domain specific binding; phospholipid binding. Gene Ontology annotation, biological process: regulation of Arp2/3 complex-mediated actin nucleation; intracellular protein transport.